AGAUCUUUAAUUCGAAUAGGAAAAACAAUUUUUUAGAUUGUGACCCAGCUGUAUUUUUCUGCAGGAUAAUAAUCUAUAUGAUUUGUUUGCUAGAAAAAUUUCAACAUCUAUACAGUAAACAGGAAUACAAUAGAAAAAGGUGCGAGAUAAAUGCGCAUGUCCAAGCCGGUAGCGGUAACGACUGGUUCUGGUUAUUGUGCGUUAUUUUCAUAGUUUUUGGAACAAGAAAUAUGAGAAACAUAGAAAUCAAAGCUCGAGUUGACAACCUGAUAGAGUUUCUAGCUAAAGUGAAAAACAUAAGCGAUACUGAGGAAACUGUAAUUCCUCAAAAGGAUAUUUUUUUCAACUUGCCUGCUGACAGACCAGGCAGACUGAAACUCCGAAAAUACAAAGAUGGAUCAGGAGACUUGGUGUACUACAAUCGACCUGAUACAGAAGGACCAAAGCUAUCUAAUUUCGAGAAAACGUUUUUGACACCUGAUGCAUGCAAUGGAAUAGAACAAAUUCUCUCCACUGCAUAUGGAACUCUUGGAAUUGUGGAAAAAGUACGGCUACUAUAUCUCGUUGGACAAACUCGAAUUCAUGUGGACGAAGUGACUGGAUUAGGUUCGUUUAUGGAACUUGAGGUGGUUUUGUCUGACAAUGACUCGAUUGAACACGGUGAACAGAUCAGCAAGGAUCUUAUGGAGAAAUUGGGAAUCACAAAAGAUUCUUUAAUUUCUGGAGCAUACAUGGAUUUACUUUUGAAGAAAUAAAACCUAUACUUCUUGGAUUUUUCGACUUCAAUUGUGCGUUUUUACAUUGUCAUAUAAGAUAAAAUAUGUAUUUUUCUACGCUUCUCGAAUAAAACAUUUCUUCCUGGAUAAGAAUUUGGUAAGAAAA
Belonocnema kinseyi is the source of this 882-nucleotide messenger RNA. RefSeq lists its product as uncharacterized. Lineage: Eukaryota; Metazoa; Arthropoda; Insecta; Hymenoptera; Cynipidae. The record is from RefSeq and is a predicted model, not a curated record. The transcript is spliced from 4 exons. Bases 78 to 755 code for a protein of 225 amino acids.